This is a messenger RNA of Fusarium tjaetaba, 1125 nucleotides long. RefSeq lists its product as uncharacterized. The transcript has 4 exons. Lineage: Eukaryota; Fungi; Ascomycota; Sordariomycetes; Hypocreales; Nectriaceae. The record is from RefSeq and is a predicted model, not a curated record. Bases 1 to 1125 code for a protein of 374 amino acids.
AUGCAUCGCUACUCACUUCAAAAGGUAGGCAAUGAGUAUGUAUAUACUCGCAUUUUCGAAGAGUGGGAAGACUCGGACCAUGAGGAUGGUGGCGAUGAUGAAGAAUUUGUCGUUAAUCAAGAAAUCGCUCAAUUGAUUGCCUGGAUAGACGAAUUUGAGAAGUCUUUGCCCACCAUCGAAGAAGUGCACGCCAGACACCACAAACUGGUCGGCAAGCACAUAACGGAUAACAGCUCUCUUAGCAAUGAAACCCAGCGUUUCUGGCUACACAGGCUAUUGGAUGGCACAGCUCCUUUCCUUCUUGGCUUGCCUGAAGAAGAUUGGAAGUCUCGAACACUCAUGAACCAUGAAGUAUGCAUGAUGAAAUUGGAGGAGUACAUUACAAACAAGCCACAUUGGUGGGAGAAAGUCUUGAAUGCUGAUAUUGUCUCCAAAUGGAAGCAAGAAGCGUUGCAAAUGCCAUGGGCAAGCUAUCAGCACAACGGUGAUUUUACGAGCAAAAUGGCAGACGUGUGCUUCAAGGAUCUUGCAAUGAAGGCUGGAAUUUACGAACAAACGAAGCUAAUACCGGUGAUGGAAUCUUCCGCUUGUGCCAUCAAGUCUGACGCGCUUCUCUCCAACGACUUAAUGCAGAGGCUCAGGGCUGCGGCCGCAUUACUUGAAGACGUUCCUGAGUCCCAACGAGACUGGCAUCUGGGAAGCGACGAGAAGGUUCUGGACCUUGUUCAUCCCUCACUCUGGCCUGAUAAGAGAGCUCUGUCGCUACGAUAUCAAUGGCUUCCAUUCGAUGAAAAUUUGACAGGUGGUCGACCACAAAUCAAGAGCUACAUCAACAAUCGUCACCCUGUCCAGUACAAAUCCGUAUAUUCUCUUGUCGAAGAGCUCAUUGCGAAAUCCCUUCCAGCUUGGGAUACAAUAUGCCGCUCAGCUCGCAAGGAGUUUGGAUUCAAGAGAUUCGGUACCGUUCACGAAGUCAAGUGGACGUGCAACGUGCCCGAGAUUUGUGCGAAGGUGCAUGGCUUCUAUCCGAGUAGCAGAUUGUUCGUACAAGGAGAGGAUUACGACAGUGGUUCGGAGACUAGUUCUGUAUUUGAAGAGGGCGAACGGCUGAACAGGGAAUGGUGA